Microtus oregoni (creeping vole) is the source of this 1214-nucleotide messenger RNA. Its product is annotated as dual specificity protein phosphatase 2. Gene Ontology annotation, cellular component: nucleus; cytoplasm. Gene Ontology annotation, biological process: negative regulation of MAPK cascade; endoderm formation; protein dephosphorylation. The coding region runs from base 1 to 957 and encodes 318 amino acids. The transcript has 4 exons. The record is from RefSeq and is a predicted model, not a curated record. Gene Ontology annotation, molecular function: protein tyrosine/threonine phosphatase activity; MAP kinase tyrosine/serine/threonine phosphatase activity. Lineage: Eukaryota; Metazoa; Chordata; Mammalia; Rodentia; Cricetidae.
AUGCCGAUCGCCAUGAGGCUGGAGGUGGCGGCUGAGCUGGAGUGUGCGGCGCUGGGCGCACUGCUGCGGGAACCGCGGGAGGCCGAGGGCACGCUGCUGCUCGACUGCCGCCCGUUCCUGGCCUUCUGCCGGAGCCACGUGCGCGCCGCACGGCCUGUGCCCUGGAACGCGCUACUGCGGCGCCGUGCGCGCGGCACCCCCGCCGCCGCCCUCGCCUGCCUGCUGCCGGAUCGCGCGCUCCGGGCACGCCUGGGUCGCGGGGAGCUGGCCCGCGCAGUGGUGCUGGACGAAGGCAGCGCGUCUGUGGCUGAGCUCCCGCCCGAUGGCCCCGCUCACCUGUUGCUAGCCGCACUGCUGCACGAAAUGCGCGCGGAAUCCACAGCCGUGUGCUUCUUGAGAGGUGGCUUCGAACGCUUCCAGGCAUGCUGUCCGGAUCUGUGCUCCGAAGGCCCUGCCCAGGCACUAUCCCCUGUUGGGGCCGAAAAAAGCAGCUCUGACCCUAGGGCUCCCGUCUAUGACCAGGGCGGUCCUGUGGAAAUCUUGCCCUACCUGUACUUGGGCAGCUGCAGCCACUCCUCAGACCUUCAGGGGCUGCAGGCCUGCGGUAUCACAGCCGUUCUCAAUGUCUCUGCCAGCUGCCCCAACCAUUUUGAGGGUCUUCUCCGUUACAAGAGCAUUCCAGUAGAGGAUAACCAGAUGGUGGAGAUUAGUGCCUGGUUCCAGGAGGCUAUCGGUUUCAUUGACUCAGUGAAGAAUAGUGGGGGCCGGGUGUUGGUGCACUGCCAAGCUGGAAUCUCCCGCUCAGCCACCAUCUGCUUGGCAUACCUGAUUCAGAGCCACCGAGUGCGGCUGGACGAGGCCUUUGACUUUGUUAAGCAACGUCGGGGAGUCAUCUCCCCCAACUUCAGUUUCAUGGGGCAGCUGCUGCAAUUUGAGACCCAGGUGCUAUGUCACUGAGUCAAACCUGGUCUCACAGUGAUGCCUCUCUGACUCUUCGGGGAUGCAACUGUGGGCCUCUGGGCUCCUCUCUAUCCUCAAAUUGGGGUGCUUAGGAAAGCCAGGAUGAUGGCUUUUCUGAUGUGGUGCUCUUCUGCUGGGGCUUUAAGGCUGGCCCUUAUCCAGGGGACCAGGGCGGAUAGUAUAUUUGCCCUCCCUCCCCCGACUCUGGCAGAAAUGAACUGGACUCUAAACCCAUGUAUUGUAGUCCCAUAUGU